Marasmius oreades (fairy-ring Marasmius) is the source of this 1400-nucleotide messenger RNA. RefSeq lists its product as uncharacterized. The record is from RefSeq and is a predicted model, not a curated record. The transcript is spliced from 6 exons. Gene Ontology annotation, cellular component: mitochondrion. NCBI's taxonomy places the organism in Eukaryota, Fungi, Basidiomycota, Agaricomycetes, Agaricales, Marasmiaceae. Gene Ontology annotation, biological process: mitochondrial tRNA threonylcarbamoyladenosine modification. The coding region runs from base 29 to 1267 and encodes 412 amino acids.
CUUUCACACGUUCAAGCAUCCAUCUUGGAUGUUAUCGCCAAAGCCAAAAUUUCUGGGUUCAAAGCUAGCUUUGAUAUCUCGUACACGACCUUUUGUUCUCUGCAGAAAACUCAGCAGCGUACCUUCAAAGCCCUUCACUGUUCUUGCCCUCGAGUCCUCUGCCGACGACACAUGCGCAGCCGUAGUCGAUUCAAACCGGAAGAUUCUCUCCAAUGUCAGGAUUAGACAGCACCAGUUGCACGAAAGUUGGGGUGGGAUACAUCCAGCGGUAGCCAUACUGGCACACCAGAGAAAUAUGCCAGUCGCUGUGAAACGUGCUCUGGAAGAAGCCCAUAUGAACGUGAACGAUGUAGACGGAGUUGCCUUCACUCGAGGUCCAGGUAUUCCUGGCUGUCUCGCUGUUGGAUGUAACGCCGCCAAAAAUCUGGCCGCUGCCUUAGGAAAACCACUUGUUGGUGUUCACCAUAUGCAAGCACACGCUCUUACCCCCAUUCUCACAACUCCUCCGGACUCAAUCCCAACGUUCCCGUUCCUGACACUCCUCGUCUCUGGUGGACACACUCUGCUUUUGUUGGCCUCCUCCGAAGAUUCGUUCACAAUCCUCGCAACGACACCAGAUGAAAGUAUUGGAAGAACAAUUGACAAGGUCUCAAGGAUGCUUGAACUCAAAUGGGACGAUGUCGGACCCGGCGUCGCUUUGGAGAGGUUUUGCGCUUCGCAGGGUGAAAGCCGUGUUCCUGAAGAUUUUACACCGUUUCCCCGACCUAUGCCUGGAAAACUUGCAUUCUCGUAUUCAGGUUUUCACUCCAGUGUCGAGAGAUAUCUAGACCGAAUUGGAGGAGUCGGUAAUUUGGUAGAAGAAGAGAAACUCGGUAUCGCGAGAGCGUUUCAGACAGCAGCAUUCGAGCAUUUGGAGGGUAAAUUGAAGUUGGCGUUUCGGUGGUGCCAGAAACGUGGAGUUGAGGUCAAACAUUUGGUUGUCAGCGGAGGGGUUGCGAGUAAUGCCUUAUUAAGGAUGAGACUUGCGACAUGCUUAGAAGAAGUUGAGCGAGAAGUCGGUUUGAAUGUACCGGUAGUACCGAUCUUUCCACCGCCUGCCUUAUGUACAGACAAUGCAGCGAUGAUCGCCUGGUCCUCAAUGCGCCGUUUCCUCGCAGGCGAUUACGAUGAUUAUACCAUUGCUCCAAGACCAAAGUGGAGUGUUGAAGACAUUAAUACAGAUGCUCCUGAUGUUCUUUGGGGACAGCAACUAAGCAAGGCGAGUUAAUGGGAGUGAUCGCGAGAUGUAAAAGUAAAAUAGGACUCUAUUGAAAGCACUGUAUUCUAUGCUUCUCUGCGCAGAAAAAGAACGAUCCGACCUGCCUGGUUCAAACAGGAGACCCCAAGAUGAUGAACACCAG